UGGCGGAAUGUUUUAUAGGAAGAUUUGAUUCAGUGCGCUCUUUAACGCGAUGGAACAUAGAUAAAUGACUUGUUGUAAAGAGCGUCAUAAGGGAAAAAGGUUUGAAGCUUAACGUCGACACUUGCUAGAAGAUGGCAUUCAUAGAUGAUCCAGAAUUUGUUAUUGCUCACAUUCGUCAUUCAUGUGUAGUCACUGAUGACACGGGUAUGUGUGAACAAGUGAUUAUGAAUGAAGAGUUCGAAAAUGAGAAAGCCAUUAAGCACCGUAGAAGACUUAUUGGAAAGUAUUCUGUUGAUAGGGAUUACCUGGACUUUCCAAGCUAUCCUCAGUCAUUUGACAUCGCAGUCAGCCCAGAUCUCAGGAACUCCAAAUCACAAGGAAAGGGCGAUCGUAAUAGACGAGAAAAGAACAGAGAGGUUAGAUGCACUACAGUUUCAUGGAAGGAGGGUCAAAAGAAUGCCUUAAAUGGAGAAGACCUGUCCANCGUGUUUGCCAAACGUGAGGUGAAGCCAUCUAAAAGUAAAACAGUCACAGUUUCUCAGCUAAGCAGACAGUUGGAAGAAUCUCGUGGAAAACCAAACAAUCCAUUCCUGGAGUACUCCAAAUUUGAAGGAGAGGCUUAUCAAGGAACAUGCGUUACCAAGAAACUAAAAAUAUUUUUAACGAUGCUGCCAGAGGAGGAGAGGGCCAUGCCAAUGAUUGUCACAGUGUUAGGCACUGCCUUUGUCCAGGACCUGAUUGGACUUAUUAUGUACAAAUACACAAAUCAAGGACUAGAGCCUGAGCUGAAGACUGAUGUCAAGUCUUUCAGUUUGCAAAUAGCUGAGGAUGAUGGAGAAGUGGACCUUGACUUUCCAGCUUUGGACAACAAUGAAGCAAUCACUAAAUUUGGUUUUAAUUGUCUGGCUUUAGUUCAGAAAGAUGCCAGUCCAGCCAAACCGACAACCUCAAAAUCUUCAUCUGAGAUCAUAGUGACAGUCCAUGAACGACAGCACGGUUUUUCAAGAGUUAAAGUAGACAGUAUGAAAGCGGAGAUGAAAAAAGUGUUUGAAAAAAUGGUCAAGAAAAGACGCAUAAUAAGAACAGCCAAUGAAUAUGUUCUGGAAAAGGUGACAGAGCCCGGUGUACCAAUUAACCUUGAAUCAAGCUUAGAAAGUAUGGGAACAAGAGAAUUCUGUUUGGUCAGAUUUGGACGUAAGUACCUCAUUUGACUGCUGUCAUAUUACUCGACUAAUGUGUA
Molecule: messenger RNA, 1240 nt
Organism: Orbicella faveolata
Lineage: Eukaryota; Metazoa; Cnidaria; Anthozoa; Scleractinia; Merulinidae
Product: target of rapamycin complex 2 subunit MAPKAP1-like
Biological process (GO): TORC2 signaling
Cellular component (GO): cytoplasm; TORC2 complex; plasma membrane
Molecular function (GO): phosphatidylinositol-4,5-bisphosphate binding
Source: RefSeq, a predicted model, not a curated record